Scylla paramamosain (green mud crab) is the source of this 429-nucleotide messenger RNA. RefSeq names its product vitellogenin receptor Yl-like. The coding region runs from base 34 to 378 and encodes 114 amino acids. Gene Ontology annotation, molecular function: protein binding. The record is from RefSeq and is a predicted model, not a curated record. NCBI's taxonomy places the organism in Eukaryota, Metazoa, Arthropoda, Malacostraca, Decapoda, Portunidae. The transcript is spliced from 4 exons.
UUCUCUCAUGGAAAUAUAUAAUAAGGAACCUGUAUGAGGGAGAUACAGUCAGCCUCUACACGUGUUAGUCGACGCACAGCCAGCGCUCCACUCAAACAGACUCACAACAUGAAGACGUGUGGAUACCUUGCCGUCCUCCUCCUGGCGAUUGUCGGCGUGGUGGUGGCGGUGACGGAGGCCCCGGCGAACCGGGAGUGCAGCAAGGGGGACUUCAACUGCGGCACACAUUGCAUCCCCGCGCAGUACGUGUGUGACGGCUUCUUCGACUGUCCCACGGGCGACGACGAGCUUGACUGCUCCGAGGGUAACUUCCCACACGCCAUCGCCGACGACCACGUGGGAAUGGACGCCCCGACCUUCGACCUGGAAUUCCUAUGAUGAAGAAGCGAGCCGAGAGGGAAGGAAGGAGUGAAGGAAGAAAAAAAGAAA